This is a messenger RNA of Notechis scutatus (mainland tiger snake), 903 nucleotides long. Its product is annotated as E3 ubiquitin-protein ligase TRIM32-like. Lineage: Eukaryota; Metazoa; Chordata; Lepidosauria; Squamata; Elapidae. Gene Ontology annotation, biological process: proteasome-mediated ubiquitin-dependent protein catabolic process; protein polyubiquitination. The record is from RefSeq and is a predicted model, not a curated record. Gene Ontology annotation, molecular function: ubiquitin protein ligase activity; protein binding.
AUGUUCAAGGAGAUAGAAAAAUCUCUCCAUUUCAAUAACAAAUGGAAACUUUCUGGAAUCCAGAAGAUUUAUUACAAUUCCCUAAUAAAAAUUGUGGGUGGGUUUGGUACAAAUCAAGGGAAGCUGAUCUGGCCAACCAGUCUGACAACAACCCUUGAAGGCGAUUUGGUUGUGAAAGACAGUGGUUCUGGGUGUGUCCAGAUCUACAGCACUGACGGUCGUCCUAAACAACGCUUUUCAUAUGGAUUCGAACCAGUAAAAGGGCUGGGGGAUAUCACCUGCAUGAAAAACGGUGUGUUACUUGUGACCAGUGGGACUAAGAUCAUCCAGCUCUUCUCUAAGGAUGGAGAACUGAUCCAUGAACUGAAGUCUCCCAAACUCACCUGGCCUUAUUCAUAUGGGGUAACAGUCCUGAAGUCCAAUAAAAUUGCAGUGUCCGACUGGACAAAUGGAGGAAAAAUCAACAUCAUUGGAGUGGAUUGGAGAAUGAAUGCCGUCCUGAAGACACAGACAAUAGAGGGAUUCUACAGGCCGGUGCGUAUGGCUGUCAAUGAGAAUGAAGACAUGCUGGUUGCAGAAGGGCAACUGUUUGGAAGGUUUCAAGGCUGCUGCAUCAAAAUUAUUGACAGGGAACGAAGCCUGAGGAAGACCAUAGGUCCCCGUCAUGGGAAAAAAUUCAGUUUUGAAAACCCUUCUGGAGUCACCGUGGAUGGUCAUGGAAACUUCUUAGUUUCCGAUCAAGGUCAAAACUGCAUCGUGAUGUUUAAUCCUGAUUCAACCCUCUGUGAUGUUGUGGUGAGUGAGGGUUUGCAAGGACCAAGCGAUAUCACCAUAUUGGAUCACGGGUUGAUAGCUGUAGCUGACUGUUAUAACCACUGCGUUAAACUCUUCAGGUACAAGUAG